AUGAAAUUCGCUGAACAUCUGCGUGAGUCUGCAGUACCAGAGUGGAUCGACAAAUAUAUCGACUACAAGGCCGGCAAGAAAAAACUGAAAGCCUACCAUGGGAAUAUAGCAACCAGUGCAGCGCUCUCCAAUAAUGUGGCUGGUAGCAUCUCCAUUGAAGAGUCAUUGCCAUCUCAGGAAGAUGAAAGUAGUCCACGCUAUCGAACGCAAAGCUCAUACUCAGUGGGCCAGAAGCGAUUGGUCAUUGAUUUCGUGGAACGCUGGGUCAUCGAACAGGAAGUGGAAAAAUGUAACGAUUUCUACUUGUGGGAAUUGGAUCGCUGCGGGAAAAGGUUUGCUGUCCUUCAACAACAAAUGCAUCGCUACGAGAUCCACAAAGAGCAGGUGGCCUUUGAUCGUGGCGGCCAGAAUAUAGCGGCUUCUAAAUCCUAUGGUUCUCUAAAAGUCGACAGCAUUAGUCCAUCGCCUCCGACUUACCACAGCAAUUCGUGGACUUCUAAAGUAGAGAACAUGCUGCGUGACAAUGAGUUGAUGCCAUCGCUACCAAGUGGUAUACCUUUGAAACGUCUUAUGGGUCGGUCAUCGGGCCAGGAUUUUGCGUCUACCAUCGGUCGCGGCGAAACCUUCACUCCCAUCGCCUUGAGCGCCGGUCAAAUUCAGCAGCGUCUCUCCGAUGCGCUAAUUGAAGAAUAUCUCUUGAUCCAGCUCAUUAAAAACUACAGAGAGGUUAACGUUACGGGCUUCCGAAAGAUAGUCAAAAAGUUCGAUAAGACUUGCGGCACAAAAGAACUGCCCCAUUUUAUGGAGUAUGCGAAAAAUAAGUACCCACUUUUCCAGGAUGCAGAGGCUAAUGCCAAGGCCGUAGCCCAAGCUUUGCGUAACUCCGUCAUGUUGCGUCUACCGUCGAAACUACCUCCAGACAUAGAACCGACAGAUCCACUCAUGGCGUGGGAGCGCCAAUUGACUAGUUGGUACACUGAUACUUUGGCGCUAUCAUCCAAGGACCGUAAGCAAAAAUCAGCGAGAUUGAAGAACAUUUCGUUGGAAUACUCUUUAAGCGAGCGAAAGGUCCACCGCUUCAACAGAUCGACCCUUCAAAUGUUUGUUGGUGGCUUUUUAUUGGGUGCUUCUCUGGCGCUAAUUGGCUACACGUUGUUCGUUGGGUUCUCUGCUUCGCCUCUCUCAGUUACUCACAAAAUUUUGUUGCCUCUGUGGGGAGGCUGGUAUAUGGUCUUCCUUAUGGCUCUCUUCUUUUCAUUGGACUGUUUUGUCUGGCAUAAAAACAACAUCAACUACAGAUUCAUCAUGUUUGGUGAGAUGCAAUCUCGACAUGGUGCCGUGCUCUACAAUAAUGAUUUUUCAACGACCAAAAUUCCUCUUUUGUUUUACUUCACCUGUGUUCUUUUGAUACCUUUGGCGAUUUUAAGCACAUUGAGUUUUCACGCUGAGCGCUUGGGACCCUAUUCGAUCAUAUGGAUUGUAACGCUAGUCGUUCUUUAUUUGAUGCCUUUUCUAGGCAAGAAACCGCUGGGCAAUAUUCCAUAUUGGAACAAACUAAACCAAUCUGUAAAAUGGGUACUUGUUACAUUCGUGAGGUUGGUAUUCUCUGGAUUCUACCCGGUCCAGUUUGGAGAUUUCUUUCUGGGUGAUAUUCUGGCCUCGCUAACAUACUCUAUGGGAGACGUUGCACUUUUUUUCUGCAUCUAUUCAAGUACUCCUAACGGAUUGUGUGGCUCGUCGCAUUCGAAACCAAUGGGAGCUAUGAGCUGUCUACCUAACUUUUGGAGAUUCAUGCAGUGCUUAAGGCGUUUUUCAGACUCGGGGGACUGGUUCCCUCAUUUGUUGAACGCCAUUAAGUAUGCUAUAGGUGUUUGCUAUUAUGCGUCACUCUGCGUGUAUCGGAUCUCGCGCACUACUUCAAAGAAAAACAUCUUCAUCGUAUUCGCAACAUUGAACGCUAGUUUAACCUCUGUGUGGGAUAUUGUUAUGGAUUGGUCUCUAUUACAACCCAAGUCACGCAAUUGGCUUCUCAGAGAUGAUCUAUAUCUUGCAGGACGCAAGAACUGGAAGACAGGAGCGUAUCGGAAAAGAAGAAAGUUGGUGUAUUAUGCGGCCAUGGUGCUCGACGUUCUCAUAAGGUUUGAAUGGAUCGUAUACGCUGUGGCGCCUACAACAAUCAACCAGAGUGCAAUCACGUCGUUUAUCCUAGCUGUUCUUGAGGUAAUUCGUCGAUUUGUGUGGCUAGUGUUUCGUGUUGAGAACGAACACGUCGCCAAUGUUCACCUUUUCAAGGUAUCGGGUGAAGUAUCUUUGCCAUUCCCCACUUCUGCGGCAGAUGAAUCGGAAAGCGAAGAGUCUAUUACAAGUGGAAGGUACUCUCUAUCAGAAAUCAACGGCCCUGAAGCUCCUAACCCAGCUUACCGAGGUCAGGCCGUCGCAAGAUCCCACUCUAGUGGGCUUUUCAAGACCUUUAGCAAAUCGAUACCAUGGGCUCAUGCCCGAGACUUCCAAAGGCCCCAGAAUAAUCCAAGUGACGACAAGAACACGGAGAGCGAUGGCAGUGAAAGCGAAGCUGAUAGUGUAGGGUUAUGA
Molecule: messenger RNA, 2592 nt
Organism: Lachancea sp. 'fantastica'
Lineage: Eukaryota; Fungi; Ascomycota; Saccharomycetes; Saccharomycetales; Saccharomycetaceae
Source: the annotation of a GenBank genome assembly